Molecule: messenger RNA, 3398 nt
Organism: Quercus lobata
Lineage: Eukaryota; Viridiplantae; Streptophyta; Magnoliopsida; Fagales; Fagaceae
Product: receptor-like protein 56
Exons: 7
Coding region: 62-3316 (1084 amino acids)
Molecular function (GO): protein binding
Source: RefSeq, a predicted model, not a curated record
AAGGCCCAUGGACUCAAAACUUUCUUGUCUGGGGUACUUACACAAGCUCGUUUAGCUAGAAAUGAAAGAAGGUGUUUCACAAAAUUUCUCAAUGGUGUGGCCUUUAGUGAAGUCUUUGCUAUGGGCUUUGUUACUCUUUGUUCAAAUUCAUGAGCACAGAGCUUGUAUUGAGGAAGAGAGGACGGGUCUUCUAGAAUUGAAAGCCUUCCUAAAAUCUCACACUAAUUAUACCAAGCCCCUUCUUCCAACAUGGGUUUAUGAGACACAGGAUGAAUGUUGUAGUUGGGAGCGAGUCAACUGUAGCCCCACCACUGGUCAUGUGAUCAAUCUCAUGCUCUCCAAUAUAAAUGAAGAGCAAACUUCGACUGAUUACAAGGGGACUUGGUUCCUAAACGUGUCCUUGUUGCAUCCUUUCAAGGAGCUAAGAAUUCUUGAUAUAUCUGACAACGGAAUUUCUGGUUGGUUAGGAAAUGAAGAAUCCAAUUGUUUGUCUAAAAUGAGCAAGUUGGCGCACUUAAAUUUUAGUUGGAAUUACUUUGACAAGGAAAUUUUAAGAUCCUUAGGUGCCCUCCCUGUUCUUAAAUCGCUUGACCUAUGUCACAAUGACAUGGAAGGGCCUCUUUCUAGCCUCGAAUCCAAUUGUUUGUCUAAAAUGAGCAAGCUGGCGCACUUAAAUUUAAGUUGGAAUAACUUUGAUAAGGAAAUUUUAAGAAUCUUAGGUGCCCUCCCAGUUCUUAAAUCUCUUGACCUAAGUUACAAUCAAAUGGAAGGGCCUCUUCCUAGCCACGGACUGGUUAAUCUAAGCAACUUGGAGGUCCUCAACUUGAGUGAAAAUCGUCUUAGUGGAAGCCUACCAUUCAAGGAACUGGUUUAUCUAAGCAACUUGAAGGCCCUCAUCUUGGUUAAAAAUGGCCUUAACGGAAGCCUACCAUUCAAGGAUAUGGCAAAUUUCAGCAGUUUGGAGAUUUUAGAUUUGAGUAAAAAUGAUUUCACUGGAAGCAUUACUCCAUAUAUCGGAGCGUUAUCUUCUCUCAAGGCUAUAUCAUUAUCUUCGAAUAAACUUAAUGGAACUUUAAACACUCCAGAGUUGUGUACGCUGAAGAAACUUGAAGAAAUGGAGCUUGCUCAUAAUGACUUUGAAGGAAUGCUUCCUCCAUGCCUAAACAAUUUGACAUCUCUUCGGUACCUAGAUAUAUCCGACAAUGGGUUUAGUGGAAAUUUGUCUUCAUCUCCAAUAGCCAGCCUGACAUCCCUUGAGCACAUUAAUCUGAGUUAUAAUCAGUUUGAAGAAUCAUUCUCAUUCAGCUUAUUUGCUAAUCACUCCAAGCUUAAGGUGAUUCAAUUUUUGAGUGAUAACAACAAACUUGUCAUGGAGACUGAGAGUCACAGUUUGGACCCUUUGUUUCAAUUAAAGGUCCUAGUACUGUCUAAUGGGAAUCUCAACAACCCCACCUGCAACUUUCCUAAGUUUCUCUUGGACCAACAUGAAUUGGAAUUCGUUGAUAUCACUCACAGUAAUUUGAGUGGAAGCUUCCCCAUAUGGAUGCUUGAAAACAAUACUAGACUACAACAGUUAAAUCUUCGAAGUAACGCUUUCACGGGCGAGUUUCAUUUGUCAUCAGAUCACUACAUGAAUCUUUUUUCUUUGGAUCUCUCAGACAAUCACUUUCAUGGGAAACUUCAAGAAAAUAUCGGAAAGAGGAUUCCAAAAUUAAGGUAUCUAAAUUUAUCCCAUAAUCAAUUUGAAGGUAAUCUUCCAUCCUCAAUAGGUGACAUGAGUAAUUUGUGGUUUUUGGACUUGUCCUUUAAUAAUUUUUAUGGAGAGGUACCAAUGGAAUUGGUUGCUAAUUGCACCUCCUGUGGAGUUUUGAGGUUAUCUAAUAAUAAAUUUUGCGGUGAAAUUUUCUCUAAUCACUUCAACCUAUCCUUGAUUUCUUUAGAAUUGCAAAAUAAUAAUUUCUCAGGCACUCUUCCAAUUGUACCCUUAAAGGUAAAGUCGUUCCUAAAUAUUAGCAACAACCACAUGACAGGUACAAUUCCUCUAUGGAUAGUAAAUUCUAGUACGUCACCAAGGAAGGAGGUCGUUGAUCUUAGUAACAACUUUUUCGAAGGUCAAAUUCCGUGUGGACUAGCUUCAUCUGAUGUAAUAAACCUUUCUUAUAACUUGCUUUCAGGAUUGUUACCUUCUUGCUUGAAUCUACAGGAUGUUGUGCACUUACUUUUGCAAGGGAACAAACUCACAGGGUCACUACCAAAAACAAUUCUCAAUUCAUCAUCUCUUUCGACAUUGGACAUUAAAGAUAAUUUCUUUAACGGUAGCAUCCCUGAUGAAAUUGAUGGACUUUCCAGCUUAAAAGUGCUUUCGUUGAGUGGCAAUCAUUUUAGUGGUGUGAUUUCAAAGCGAUUAUGUCGGUUAAAGUGGAUAGACAUAAUGGAUCUUUCCAAUAACUUUUUUUCUGGGACAAUACCGUACUGCUUUAAUAACAUAUCCUUUGGGAAGCUAGCACCUAGUUAUUUUGUCUAUACAUCUGGCUUUACUUUGGGGAUAGGAGGUGAUUUCUUUCCAUAUAAAUCUCUUCUAAAUAGGGAUUUUGAAAUUGAAUGGCCAACUUUUUACUUAUAUGAACAAAUUGAGAUUGAGAUUGUGACGAAAUAUAGGCCUGACUUGUACAAGGGUCUCAACCUUGAUUUGAUGUCUGCAUUGGAUUUGUCAUUAAACAAUCUAAUAGGUGAAAUUCCACCAAAGCUAGGACAAUUAUCUUCACUUCAUGGACUAAACUUGUCUCACAAUCAGUUGACAGGUCCUAUUCCAAAAUCGUUCUCAAAUUUGACUCAAUUAGAAAGUUUAGACCUUUCUCACAACAAUUUGAGUGCGGAAAUUCCUUCGUCAUUGAUUGAUAUCAACUCUCUUGCAGUUUUCAAUGUGUCUCACAACAACUUAUCAGGUAAACUUCCAGACUUUAAAGCACAAUUUGGAACAUUUGAAAAGAGUAGCUAUGAAGGAAAUCCAUUUCUUUGUGGUCCACCACUAGAGAAAAGUUGCACGGAGAAAGAUGAGUCACCUCAAUCUCCGCAAAAAUCUUCAAAGGCAAGUGGGGGAAAACGUCAUGAAGCUGAUCUAUUCUUCUAUGCAAGUUUUUGGGUAUCAUACAUUAUUUUCUUUUUCGGUGUGAUCAGUAUUCUUUAUAUUAAUCCUCAUUGGCGGCAACGAUGCUUUAACUUGGUUGAGGAUCGUAUGUACUGGUGUUACCAUUUUGCUCUAAAUUCUCAAAAGCUGCUAAACCGUACGUGUAUUAGAUGUACUCUAUUUACAUAGAAAUCGUUGGUGAUAGUAUUGAUAAAUACCUAUGUGUAUGUGUAUGUUUGGUUAUGAAUAAUAUGGUUAUCAUGCUCUAUUA